Messenger RNA from Mastomys coucha (southern multimammate mouse), 3931 nucleotides. RefSeq names its product proline rich 15 (gene Prr15). The transcript is spliced from 2 exons. The record is from RefSeq and is a predicted model, not a curated record. The coding region runs from base 957 to 1337 and encodes 126 amino acids. NCBI's taxonomy places the organism in Eukaryota, Metazoa, Chordata, Mammalia, Rodentia, Muridae.
GCCCAGUCCUGGGGCGUUCUGAUGAGCAAGUGAGUUAACCCAACUUACAGUACUAGGAUAGCGCCCGAUGACAGCAAAGACAGAGUUCUCAACUCUCAAUCUUUUAGCUAAUGGCGCUUGAAACUACCCCAACAUGACCGAGUUUGAAUCGGCUCUCGGAGUUACAAAACUUGAAAGCCUUGGGACUCAAACCCCAGCGCAAGAACGGAACACGAGCAGGGCAACGGCGCAAUACAGCUUUUUCUCCAAUCAGAGUCCGCAGGGCUGGAGCCACGUUUGCGACCUCGUCCAAUCUGGUCCCCAGAAGGGCGGGGACGCCUACCUGCACCUGUAGCUAGGCUGCCGCCUCCUGUCCCACCCUGACCCUCCCCUCCUCCCCAGUUCUGGUGUCUUCAGGCCUUUGGCCAACCACCAGCAGGUGGGCAGAUGUCUCAGCGCGUUCCUACGGACGCUCAGGAAGGGCGAGUGCGCCGGAGUCAGCAGCCCAAGUCCUAUCUAGCUGCGGCCAGAGAGCAGAGUGAACGGGAAGAAAGGACGCGCCCCAGAAUGUGAGACUCCCACCGGGAAAGGCUGACUGGGCUCGCCCUGAGGCGGCGGAUCUGACAGCCCCUGCCACCUGAGCGAACCGUGCUGCCAGCCCCAGGUUGUUCCCACAGUGUGCGAGAGUCAGGGGUGUUGGGCAAGAUCAGCAACGAUUCCUGCAUCUCUCUUAAUCAGCGACAAGGGACACCGCGACUAAGCUUCAGGCACCCCGAGACGCCCCUCCGUGUUCUAGAGAACCCGCCUGGCCCUGGAAGCCCCUGCAGGACGCUCCCUCAACUCCCAUCCAGCAAGCCUGCGUGGGAGAAGCCUGGAAGAACCGGUGUUAACUGUCACAGACCACGGAAAAGAGAGGAGCCGUGCUGGCCCAGACCCUUCCCCGAGCAGGGUGCCCAGGGUCGUCUGGCCUAAGGACCAUGGCAGACAGUGGCAGCUCCACCAGCAGCUCCAGCCCCUGGUGGAAAUCUCUGACCAGGAAGAAAAGCAAGGAAGUCACAGUGGGGGUGCAGCCUCAGAUUCAGCCAGAGACUGGCCUGGAUCCCUCACCACCUCACUCAGAUCGGACUAGCAGUUCACCAGAAAAUCAGCACUCCGGUGUCCUUGGGGUCACCGGAGAGCCCCUCAGGCCAGAUACGUUGUGUGAGGAGAAAUCAGGCAACAGCCGGCGCAAUUUGAAGAUCUCACGCUCUGGCAGAUUUAAGGAGAGGAGGAAAAUGCGCGCCACACUGCUCCCUGAAGGAGACAGAUCUCCUGAGGAGGCUGACUUUCCAGAUGACCCCCAGGAGGACAAGCAAUAGCCUGAGCAAGCUCCCAGGAUUGUCUCUCUCUCUGCAGAGAGAGAAAAACACUACUACCCCUAGACCUAGUACUUGGUGCCUCACCCAGGUUCAGAAUAUGCACUUGACCAAGGCCUUCAAGAUUUAAAAUUGUCUAGAAGGUGAAGGGUCAGCUGAGUCCUCAAUAUUCCAUGACUCAGAGACUGAGUAAGUACUUUUCGUGGGAAGGAUAGAUAUCUACUGCUGAGGGAGUUGGCUUUUACAAAAGUUACUCCGAGGUAUCACUAGUGUUUCCGUCACCUGUGGAAGUGACAAGGCUGGAUGGAUAUGUCAGAGGCAGUAAGUAGGUGACCCCCUCUCCAGCUUCUCAAAUGAGGAAGCCACGCUCUUACUGAGGGCUCUGGAGAGCAAAUGAUAGCACUGCUUUUAAUGGCCAAGAAAUGCACUUUAGGUUAGUACCCUAGAUUUAUUGCCUGUGUGAAGGUCUGAGAGGAUCCUCUCAGGUAGAAGCAUUGAGAAGUAAUAUUGCUUUAAGUGAGGACUCCAAAGCUGUAUGCCUGUGUAGUGUGCCCUAUUAAAACUGUUGGACUGUAAGACUUAAGGUGACUUUGUAUACUUUUUUUUUUCUGUCCUAUGUUUUGAAACUCGUCAUACUUAAAGGCAGGCACGCAAGGUCUUAAGUGACAAGGUUAAUUAUUUACCAACAGGGCUCCUGUUGGAAAGCUGCCGGGCAAAGAACUUUUCUAGAAACCAGCAACACCCAGCUGGAACCUGUCUGCCAGAUAUUCCAAUUUGCCAACCAAAUUCAAUGGAAGGGAGUGGUACCAAUUCAUGCUACCCUACAUUCUCCUGACCCUUCUGUGCAUUUCCACAGAGUAACUCACAAAGCCAAUAAUGGGUCCUUUCUAGCAUCCAUUGUGAACCUCACAAGAAUUGUCCAAAACCAUUUUACUGCAUGGACUGAGCUCAUUCAGUUUGUGCAAAACUGCUUCCCCCACCUGUUGCUUCAAAGCCUAUGUCAUUUAGUCUGGGUCUACAUUUAUCUCAUUUCAAAGCCUUUGAUCUAUCAAGCUGCAGAUUUACUAGCAACAACAACAAAAAACCUACCUGUUUGCUUUUCCUAUGAGCUUCAAGAAAAAAGAGUAAAUGAAUACCACCUGCUUUCAGGAGAUUACAAGAGAGUAUUGUACCUUAGAGAGCCACCGAGACCUUGCCCCGGCACACCCCUCUUCGCUUACAAACAAACGUAAAGCAAGGAGAUCACCCUCACCAAGAUGUGAGUCUUGGUAGUCCAUAACUUAGUUGGAGAGGCUCCGAGCAUCCCUAGAGGAAGGCUGAGCUUCCUGUUGUCAUUAUUAUCAAAUUACGAAUUUAUGAAAUAGUAAAACAUAUUAACUAUCUACAGAAACCUCACAGAGGUAUUUGGUGAGGGUGGCUAAAAUGCAUUGAAAUUAAUGACUUGAAGCUGGGUACCACAUAAUAAUAAUAGAGCUGAUGGGCUCGGUUUCACAUAGCUAAGAGCUUACCCUAAAGGAAAUUGCUGGAGGUUAUUUACCUGACAAUCCCGAAGACCUUAGAGUAAAAGAGAAAAUUGCAUUUUUCCUUUUAUUGGUGUUUUGUAUUCUUUGUGAGCAUGAGAAGACUUUUUAAGUGUAUUUAGAAGCAGAAAGUGUGUGGCCAGUGUCUCUGGGGUGGCAGGGCAGGGACUGGAGGUUGGCCUCUCAGAUGAGAAAGACUUCCUGUCCAUUUUCAGUGGACUUCCUAUGUCUAGAUUCAAAUGAAGGAGAGCUGGGGAAGUGGAAUGGAUGGGAGCCUGUAGAGGAGGGAGUAGUGGGCUGGAGUGAGCAGUGUGGGCAUUGCCUGGAGAACCUCUACAAGAUGUUCCAAAUUGUAAGAAAUAGUAAACCUAGAACAAGCACCUAUGCAAAGUGUCUUCUACCCACAGGAGGACCGUAAGUCAGGACUGUUCUCAUGUAUAUAAUCAGGUCUGCACCUGAGUAAUUUAAAAUCUUAUACCUGCUCUUUCAUCUACUAUUUUAUUACUUUAAGAACUAUCAUCAUCAUCACCAUCAUCAUCACCAUCAUCACCAUCAUCAUCAUCAUCAUCAUCAUCAUCAUCAUCAUCAUCAAUCAUCAUCUUCCAAACCCCUCUAAAUCCACAAAAACCUUGGCAUUUUCCCAGCUUCCGUGUGAGGUGUUGGAUCCCAUCCAACUCUGUAAUUGCAUGGAUAUCCAAUAACAGGCCCAGGGCUAUAAGGUAGGAAUGUGACACACUCACCCUACUAUUCUGAAAGGAAGCCAUGCUCCAGGCACUUUUGACAGUGAGUGCAAUUCACAAUCUGCCAGCUGAGGUUUGUAAUUACAUCGUUUUCGAGUGCUCCUGAAUUAUGCAUCAGGAAGAACACACUGAUUUAAUCCCAAGUCGGGGAAAUCUGAAACCACACAAAAUUGGUAGGAUAAUAAGAUCACGAGGAAGAUAAGAUAAUUUGACAAAGUGUCUUUCUGGGAUUUGUAUUCUUCGCAGACAAUUAAUUACAUUCUGAGAAUCUGUACAGACGUUCGACACUUCUUAAACCUUGCAGUCUUACAGUAAAUAAAGGGAAAUUGCUACAGAA